GAGCCCGAUCCCCCCACCGUGUGGGAGUUGGUCUGACCCGGUGUCAGGGGUGACGGCUGCGCGGUGCAGGCUCGCUCCAAGUCUUUGUUGUCUGCGGUAAUUCGCGCUCGGUUCGGGCUUUUUAAUUGAGCACAAUCUGUGGUUUUUAACGAAGGAAUCCCAUUUUCUCACGUCACUUGAAGCAGUAAGUCCAACGUAAAGAUGGAAGAAAAGCAGUACGCGUCUUUGACGGUGCCUACGGAGUACCUACAGCACUGGUGGCGCAAAUUCGCCUCGGUGGCCGAAAACACUUUGACCGCCCGGAGUCAUCGUGCGGCGGAGCUCAUGACCAAGACACUGCCCGACAUCCUGACCUUCAAUCUCGACAUCGUCAUCAUUGGUAUUAACCCAGGACUGAUGGCAGCUUAUAAGGGCCAUCAUUACCCUGGCCCUGGAAACCAUUUUUGGAAGUGCCUUUUCCUGUCUGGUCUCAGCGACACCCAGCUGAAUCACCUGGAUGACCAGUCCUUGCCAGAGAAGUAUGGGAUAGGUUUCACAAACAUGGUAGAGAGGACGACUCCAGGAAGUAAAGACCUGUCAAGCAAAGAGUUUCGUGAAGGUGGAAGGAUUCUGGUAGAGAAGCUGAAGAAGUAUAAGCCCCUGGUUGCUGCUUUCAAUGGAAAAUGUAUUUAUGAAAUAUUCAGCAAAGAAAUAUUUGGCUUCAAGAUCAAGAAAUUUGAAUUUGGUUUACAGCCUCACAAGAUCCCGGAAACUGAAACAGUGUGCUACGUGAUGCCCUCGUCCAGUGCGCGGUGCGCCCAGUUCCCCCGUGCGCAGGACAAGGUGCACUACUACAUCAAGCUGAAGGAUCUGCGGGACCAGCUCAAGGGCGUGAGCGUCCCCGAGGAGGUGCAGGAGACGGAGUACACCUUCGACCUGGAGAAGGCCAAAGAGGAUGCAAAGAAGAUGGCCAUCAAGGAGGAGCAGUACGACCCAGGUUACGAGGCUGCUUUUGGAGGGGCGUAUGGGGAAGUGGGGCCGGAGAGCAACGGCCACUGCAACUUCUCAUCGGUCGGGCCAGAAGCCGCCAGCGGGGGCGCGGUGCCUGCCCUCGCCGUCGGGCAGCUCCCGGACGGGCAGUGGAUGACCCAGUCGUUUGCGGAUCAGAUUCCGGACAUCGGCGGCUGCGGCGCUCCCCAGCCGCGAGGCGCCGAGGCCGUGCAGUGAGGCUGAGCCCGCGGGCCCCGCGAGAGCACGGCGGGCCUGUCGCCGCGACCAAGACACCGAACCUCAGUUCCCCAACUGAAGAGUCAUUGUGCCGGGACUGUGUUCAUACCGAUCAGGUAUCUCGUACUGCAUCCAUCCGAGAAUUUAUAUAGUGAGCUGUUACACGAUGAAUUUUACGUAGAUUAGUCGAUUCUAUGGAAACUACUAUUUAAGGAUGGUAGGGUUUUUUUUUUUGGUUUUUAAUUGCUAUUUAAUGUAAAUCAUACAUUGUCAUUUUUUUUAAUGGAAAUUUUAGAGGAUCAGAAACUUUUACAGAAAGUGCAAUUUUACUACUUCUCAGUCUUACAUUCGUAAAUGUAAUAGUGCUCCUGACUUGAUUUUUUUUCCACUGGUUUGUUUUCAUAGACACAGAAAAUCAGGGUUCUCCGAUGAUACUUGAUUGGUGGUUUUACUAGUGAGGGCUUUAUCAGGGGAAGUGCCCUAGUCCUGGAUUUGAUGUUUAAGCUUUUACUUUGCUUUUUUUAAAGCAAAGCCAGUAGUUCACAUAAGGAGUACUUUAUAAACAAAACACUUCAUUCUGUUUUCUGCCUGCCUGGUUUUCUUCUUAACAGCAUUUUUACCAGUUUUACACCCAGGUGUAAGACUGAUGACCACAUUGGCUGUGGAACGGAGUGGUGUUUAAGCUGCUGACCAGGACAGGGUCCCAGAAUAGUCUUGUCACACAAGUUACAAUUCUACAAGUAGGUUAAAGAUCUCAAAACGGUCAUAAAACUGCUAUAGAAACCAAUGGUUGAAAAGAACAGUCUUGUUUUUGUGUAAACCAAGUUAAUAAGUCUGCCCAAGAGGAUGACAAUACCAAAUCUCUGAUCUAGAAAUAGCCUGCUAGCUGUGCUGUGAGCGUAGCUGUUGAGCACAAGGGUGAAAACCCAUCAGCUGCCUCUUUCUUUUGUUGCCAAACAGAUUGACUGACUUCCGCUUAGUGAUCGAUUAGGGUCGGCUUGGUCACUUGAAAGAUCUCAUCAUGUACUGUGCCUUUUAUAAGAAAACGGCAAAUGAUUUUGUUUUUGAAAACCGUUUGGGCAGCUCUGUUAUUCUCAGAAGCUGUUUGGAGGCUCAUGAAGUGUAACGUAUUUCUCCACUUCGUGGUAUCACAUCGCGACAGCCCCCUUUUUUGACAGAGGUGUGAGAAAUGGUCUGGUCAGUGCAGCAGCCUUUAUGUUUACUUGUCAGUUUUCGGGUACUGUAUUGUUUUUCCUCCGUGUUGUGCAACACAUGAAACUGUACUUUUUAUGAAGUAGGGGUAAGGUUUUACUACCAGUGUAACAAAAAGCCUUGAGGGGAGGGAACACGUAGGGGUAGUGAGUUGUGACAGGGUGGCUGCGUGGAGCUCAAGGUGCAGGUUUAUUUACAGCCAGGUCACACCCUUGCAGUCCCCCAGUAAUCGCCGUGCAGGUCCUCAAGCACCUGGCCAGCACUGCUCUCCAGGUGGCCAGGUCCUCCUCGGCUGCAGCCGUUCGCCUCUCCGCCCUGCUCGGGCGGCAUAGCUCGUCCUCCCCUCGUGUUGCUGCCAGUGUUUCAGCUCAGCACCAGGCGCGCUGCUCUGGAAUGUCUGAAAGCAGCAGUGCCUGCAGUUGUGUAGUCUGCCCAGCCGGUGAGGCAGUCCUUUGGUUGGCUUGUUGACCGAUGGGGAACAUGGGCUGUUCUAGACAACAGUCCUGCUAAGAGAGCUGCCCAGUGCUCCCACAGCCAUCUGCAAGUCCCUGCCACUUGCUCCUAGGAUGAGAAGUGGAUAUUGUUGUCUUUGACUGCACAAGCUACUGCAGGUUCUGGCCAGUAAUGGCGUGUGGGGUUCGCGUCUCUGCGUGCGUUGAGGUGAAUCCCUUCGCCCAGUCUGCUUCCAUUUCCACUGAAGGCCCUGCUCUAAUGUCGGCCAUCGCUGGGCCUGUUCCACCUGGUUUUUAAAAAAAACGUCCUUCAUAUUCACCUGGCAUCCCGCUCUGAUGCUGCUGAGAAAUAAACCUGCACCUGCUCUGCGGCUUGAAUCGAGCGGUGUGGACCGUCCCUGCCUACGUCCAGGACCUGCCAGUCGACGGGGGCAGCCGGAGACUUCGGAGAUUUUUCUCUCCCUGACCCCAGGUCUUAUCGGAGGACCUGGGUGCCAGUUGGUCAAUAUUUCCUGAGACUAAUGCUCUCCUAACAACCUUUUUACAAAUUCGAGAGACCUGUUCCCUCAAGUUGAGAGAUGAAAUUAAAUUGGAAAGGUAUAUAAAAAGGAAAAGGAGUUUUAAGGCAACCAGAAGAGAGCUCUAUGCUGAAGUUGCUUAAAUAUUGCCUUGUGGUGUUCAUACUUCCACAAAGCCUUUUGACACAGAACUUCCUGAGCCAGUCUAGAAUUUUUUUAAACAAAUGAGCAAGCAGUUUUUAGAAAUGAGAUCAUCAUAGCUAGAUUGCCCAGUUUUCAUUACAUUUCAUCAAAAGCAAAUAAUGCUGUUGGGUUGAAGUAAAUAGAAUAAGUCUCUGGAGAAAUAAUUCUAUAUCAGUUGAAGCAGAUUUUUUUAAAGAAACAUUCCAUAUUAAUAAUUCAUGUUAUUUACAGAAAAACUGUGAAGGCUUAUUAAGAAUUCACUCUUUGUCUACAGCAUUUUAAAUAAGACACACUCACAUUCUUAUCUUUAAUGAAUCUGUGGUGCUCUAAAGAAUAUACACUCUGGAAACAGUGUUUCUAAGGGAAAAUGCUUUGUUUUGCAGUCUGUAUUUUAGUGUUCUAAAUGUUGACAGGCUUGUGGCGUUUUGUUCUGUAUUUUUAAAUCUGUGGAUCUGUGGUGCAGAAUUGUGCUAAUGCAAACCAGAUCCAUGUGGAGCUUGGUGGUUCGUGCUGUGGAGGGUCUCCCUGUUCCACUGGUGAAUUAGGAAUGAAUGCAAACCAGUGUAAUUACAGGACUCUCUAUGCACAAUUGAUCAUGGUGCUCUAAAAUCCAAUGGCAGCUAUUUAAACUCUUGAGCUGUACUGUCUGUGUACAUUAUGUAAAGGUGUAUCUUAAUGUGUUGAUGAAGAUCGGUGUUCAAGCACAUGAGCAAUCUGACCUUCCAAAUAAAGGUUUUGCAAACCCUUAGUCACUUCAAA
Lepisosteus oculatus (spotted gar) is the source of this 4330-nucleotide messenger RNA. Lineage: Eukaryota; Metazoa; Chordata; Actinopteri; Semionotiformes; Lepisosteidae. The record is from RefSeq and is a predicted model, not a curated record.